AUGAGAAAAUACCGUUGUAGAGAAUUAACAAAAUUUAUCAAUAGAUUAUUGGUACCUUUCCUGGAUAGCAAAGAUAGUGUGAACGGUUUUGUAAUUACACAUAUUUGUUUAUUGAUUGGGAUUUCAAUUCCUAUUUUCAAGGAGUUUCUAUUAAAAAAAGAUGUUAAGGAUUUUGAUAUUGUUUCAGCAACUUUAGGAAUUGCAACAGUAGGUGUAGGAGAUGCAUUUUCUGCUAUUUUUGGAAUAUUAUUUGGGAGGAUAUGCCUACCUGGGAACAAGGAUAAAACUUUGAUUGGAAUGUUCGCAUUUUUUAUAUCGACAUACUCAUAUUUACAAUUAACCUGUUUUUUUUCCGCAAGUAAAUACUCAUUGUCAAAGUUAUAUGUAAUUAGCUUUUUUUCAUCAUUACUUGAAGCAUAUUCUCACUAUAUUGAUAAUGCGACCAUCCCUGAAAACUCAUUGGCAGAAAACCAAAUAUCGAGAUCUCACAAUUAUUCGGCAGUUCCAAAUCAACUGGAAAAUAUUUUGGAUCAGAUUGUGAUUAAUAGUACGAGCAGGUCAUGCAUUUUAAUUGGUAAACCGUGCACAGGGAAAACAAAGCUAAUCUAUUCAUAUUUUAAUAAAAAGAAAACUGAAAAUAUUUCUAAUGAAUUAAUUAUAAUACACCUCAAUUGUCUAAAUUAUGAUGAUAACACAUUACUUUCAGCUCUCUUAGAACGCAUAAAUGAACAAUUUCCAAUGCAUAGAAAGCUUUUUAGUGGCCAUCAAAAAAUUUCAAUUUUGAAGGAAAAGUUAUUAGGGCUUUCAAAGUGUGGAUAUACAAUAGUGCUAGUAUUGGAUAAUUGUGAACCAAUUAUCGUUGGUUCUUCAAAUGCUUCACACUUGAAUUCGAAUAUUACUGGAUAUUCUUCUAGGCAAUUUGCACUUUAUACUUUAGUUGAUAUCAUGCAUUCAUCAGAAAUCAAUCUGAUACUAAUUUUGAGUACAUCAAUGUUUGAUUUGCCAGAUUUCUUUGAAAAAAGAGUAAAAAGUAGAAUGUCUCAAAGAAGAAUUUUGUUGGAAGAGUUAGUGAAUUUUAAAAAACAAGAUAAGGUGAGAAAUGCUUUACUUAAAGCUGAAGAAUUAUUAAAGAUUGACAAAAAAUCAAUUUCUGAAAUAGAAGAGCUAAAUGUAGAUUCAUAUAAUGACUCUGUAACUAGCCUAUUUUCCUAUUUGCUAGACGAAAAUAAAGAAUCGAGAGAAAUUUUAAAAUACUGGGAAUUCUUGGUUGAUUUCGAAAUGGAAAGUGAAAUUUUAUCGAAUUUAUUAUAUCAGUUUCUACUACUUACACCUUUCUGUAGCAUAAAGGAGUUUAUGAAAAUAUUCUCAAUUAGUAACAAGAAAAAUAUUCAAAAGACUAGAAAUGAAUUUAGGCUGCUUAAGCAGGGAGUAAAAGUACAGGAGUGUAUGAAGUUAAGAAGAUUUGAAAGCCUCAGCAUAAUUCAACAUACAAUUUUGGUUGCAAUAAUUAAAUUGAUAUCAAUGGGAAUUAAGAAUAUAACAUUUAAAAAAAUAAUUUAUGAAUUAAAUUCACUAAAAAAUCACAUUUCGGUCCAGUCUAAUUUGUCUGGAUUAAACCUCAACCAUACAGAAGAAUCAUAUAAAUCGUCUUUUCUAAUGAUGGUAAAAAUGGGAGUAAUCGAACCUGCAUACAAUAUAAAAGGUAAUGUUUCAUAUAAUACAAUGAGUACAACGCCUGUAAAAUUUACGCAACAUAAAUUAUACAACGAGUCGAUACGAUUAUUUAACAUUCCAACUGUUCUUCAAUAUUGGUUAAAAAACAACAUCUUGAAAUAA
Cryptosporidium ubiquitum is the source of this 1836-nucleotide messenger RNA. RefSeq names its product origin recognition complex 4 like AAA+ ATPase. The record is from RefSeq and is a predicted model, not a curated record. Bases 1 to 1836 code for a protein of 611 amino acids. Gene Ontology annotation, molecular function: dolichol kinase activity. Gene Ontology annotation, biological process: dolichyl monophosphate biosynthetic process. The transcript is spliced from 2 exons. Gene Ontology annotation, cellular component: endoplasmic reticulum membrane. Lineage: Eukaryota; Apicomplexa; Conoidasida; Eucoccidiorida; Cryptosporidiidae.